UGGGAAUGGAUUAGUUUAUUCUUGCGGUGGAACCUGUCGGUGCAGCGCGUUUGCCAACUGUUUGUUUUGCAAUAGCUUUUAUGUGAAAAGUGAAGGAUAACCGCCAGCGCCUGCCUUUGUCAAAACUCGGAUCUCAGGAUUGAUCAGACUGAUGGAUGGUCAAAUGGCAGACACUACAAAAGAAGAAGUAGAUGGUGUUAAGGAGGUUAAUGACAAAUCAGAAUGGGAUGUGGACGCAACCGAGGGUUUGAAAAAUGGUGGCGAACCGAUGGAAAGUCUAGUCAAAGACAAGAGUCGUGGAGUCUUGAAGUCAUUCAGAAGGAGUUUGAAAGUGCUCAGCCCUAAGACACAGAAAGACAAAAGGUCAGAAAAUACUGAUGACCAAAGCUCAAAUUCUUCAUUACAACCACCACACUCUCCAAAUUCUGCAGAUGAAACAACAGGUACACUGGCAAGAAGAACGUUAUCGUUUCGGCAGAGCUUGGGUCUGGGAACUAAAAAAUACAAACAAGAUCCACUUGAACCUGUCACAGAGGCCAUGACUUUAUCUGAAGAGCAGACCGAGGUUACAGACACAGUGUUGGAGCUCAGAGACACAUAUACUCUGCCAGAGAUACCAUCUAUGCCUUUGUCAGUAAUGGAGAUUAACAGAAUGAUAGAGAACGCACAUUUAGAGGAGGCCUAUGUGAAUCUACUGUCACUACGUCUGGAGCUUCAGCGGGAGCGUCAAGCUCUGGAUCAAGAAGACUAUCCCAUCGAACUUGUCAAUAAAGAGAAAGACCUCAUUCUGCUCUAUGGCACACUAAGGAACAAAAUGUUUGCCAUUGUACACAAAUCCAGUGAUGUUAACUCACUCAAUAAAGAGCAGCUGGUGUAUGUGGCCACCAUUAUCGUGGAGGAAGAGAAGAGAGAGGGAGAGUCAGGAGCGAUGCAGGGAUGGAGGGAAGCAUGGAGGGAUGCGGUACUAAACGGGGUUCGAGAUUCACUGAAGAAAGUUCCUCUGGACAGCCGCGAGCAGAACGCUUCCUGGUUGGCAGUGCAUCUUGGGCUUCUGGGUAAAGCUGUGGUAGAGGACUUGGAGAGAGUGAAGACUGAGCUUCUGAGCUCAUAUCCAGCGGAGUUAAAUGUGUUUGAAACCUAUGUGUCCUGCCACCAUAAGGCUGUAGGAGAGCAUCUAAAGAGACUUCUGGAAAAGGUGACAGAGCUGAAAGAUUACUACGCUCUUCUAGAUUUCAUUAUUCAUCGCUACCCCAGUGAGAAGAUAAUGGGAAGCAGCUCUCUGCUGCCUGAGUUAAAGGAAGAUCAGAGAGGACUCCCAGUGGACAAAGAUUUCCUUAAUCAGAUAAAAGACAAAUAUUGUGCGCGCUUACAGGCUGACAUGAAAACAUCACUCAACAGAAUCAUUGACUUGGAGAAUGAGGAAAUGUGGAGAGAAAAAAGAAAACCAGUGAUUGAUGAGGGAAUCUGCAGCUCACACAUUGACAUGGACAUCUGGACGAAUAUUAAAGGGCAUGUACAAGGAGCCAGAAGAAUCGAUGUGAACCUUGAGCAGAAGGUUGUGUGUUCCUGUUUAGAGGAACUGAAGACCUUUCCAAAACGGUUUGAGUCAGCGUUUGUUGAGUGGAGCAGUCCUCUCUCUAACUCCUUGCUCUGGGCAGAGUAUCACAUCAGCUACAUCAACAGCUUUAGUGCCCUGAAAGAGCACAUGGAGAGCUAUAAAGACACCAGCCCGAUUCAGCUGGAGCUGGUUCAAAAAGAAAUAGAUAGACUGACCACCAGUUUGAGUCAAGCUGUGAUGGAGAACUUUAAAACAGAUGUCAAGCCCUUCCUCAGGAGACAGAUGACAGGGAAAUGGUUUUCAUUUGAUGAAGACUUUUCACAGCUGAUCAGCAGAACUAAGACUCUUUCUGAACAGAGCAAGUACAUGACCCCAAAACAUAAACAGGCUUUUGUGAAUGAAGCUCACUUUUUUGUGGUGAAAGAAUAUGUAUCUCAGCUGAUGAAGAAUAACUACUCAUGCAAAAACAGUAAGAAUGAGACAGCUGCCACUAAGAUGACAAAUCAGUGGGAGGAACUGAAGGAGAUCUUCCAAGAUAUGAACUCUUCCUUAGAUUGGCUCCAUCCAGUUGGAAACCAGUUGAGCAAUAUCAUUGGGUGCAAAAAAAGUGAUGUAAUACAUAACCUACAGCCAUUAGUUGAUAACUAUCCAGAUAUCGGGAAGGGUCAUCUUUCAGCUGUGCUGUACUUCCGAGGAAUUAUAAGAGGCAGGGAAAAGCAUGCUAUACUACAGCGGCUGGCAGAGCUGAAACAGAGAACAGGGAAUACUGGGAAUAGAGAGCAGGCUCUCUUUAGUGAAAUUCAAGCUACGGUUAACACAGACUGCCUGGCUGGUACACCCUUCUCCUGUCUGUCCAUUGUACAAGAGAGCUAAUGUACUUCAUUUUAUUUAAAGUGGACAUAAUCUUUGCACUGUUUGAAAACUAUCAUAUGUCUAAUUUAUGAGCAAUAAGGAAUGUUUUGGAAUGUUACUCUGUGAAUCC
Messenger RNA from Carassius carassius (crucian carp), 2540 nucleotides. RefSeq names its product exocyst complex component 3-like 4 (gene exoc3l4). The record is from RefSeq and is a predicted model, not a curated record. Lineage: Eukaryota; Metazoa; Chordata; Actinopteri; Cypriniformes; Cyprinidae. Gene Ontology annotation, molecular function: SNARE binding. Gene Ontology annotation, cellular component: exocyst. The transcript is spliced from 13 exons. Bases 152 to 2431 code for a protein of 759 amino acids. Gene Ontology annotation, biological process: exocyst localization; exocytosis.